Messenger RNA from Brassica oleracea var. oleracea, 330 nucleotides. RefSeq names its product protein farnesyltransferase subunit beta-like. Gene Ontology annotation, biological process: protein farnesylation. The transcript is spliced from 2 exons. Gene Ontology annotation, molecular function: protein farnesyltransferase activity. The record is from RefSeq and is a predicted model, not a curated record. NCBI's taxonomy places the organism in Eukaryota, Viridiplantae, Streptophyta, Magnoliopsida, Brassicales, Brassicaceae. Gene Ontology annotation, cellular component: protein farnesyltransferase complex. The coding region runs from base 1 to 330 and encodes 109 amino acids.
AUGGGCCUUGUGGAUGGAUGUAAUACAUCUCCUACAAUGAAGAUGAUCCUGAAAGUGAUGACGAUGACUCUGAUGAGGACAGCAAUAAAGGUUCCUGAAGGUGGAUUCAGAGACAAGCCGGGGAAACCCCGUGACUUCUACCACACAUGUUACUGUCUAAGCGGUCUCUCCGUGGCUCAACACGCUUGGUCAAAAGACAAAGAUACUCCGCCUUUGAAUAGUGACAUUUUGGGUAGCUAUGCUAAUCACCUUGAACAUGUUCACCUCCUCCACAACGUUGUCAUGGAUCGGUACAACAAAGCCAUCGAGUUCUUCCAUAGAGCAGUAUAA